Molecule: messenger RNA, 1107 nt
Organism: Fragaria vesca subsp. vesca
Lineage: Eukaryota; Viridiplantae; Streptophyta; Magnoliopsida; Rosales; Rosaceae
Product: disease resistance protein At4g27190-like
Exons: 2
Coding region: 1-1107 (368 amino acids)
Source: RefSeq, a predicted model, not a curated record
AUGGAUGAGGUUAAGGAGGCGCUAAGAGAUGAUGAGAUCACUGCCGUUGGUGUCUACGGCAUGGGCGGCGUUGGAAAGACAACCAUGGUGACACAUGUAGCUGCACAAGCCUGCAGAAAUGGCACUUUUAACCAUUGGAUUGUAGCUUCCAUAUCCCAAAGCCCCGACUUCACACAAAUCCAAGACACAUUAGCAGAUCUGCUAGGCUUCAAAUUAAAAGAGAAAACAGAAGCUGGAAGAGCUGCUAGGUUGCAUAAGGAGAUCAUGAGAAGAGAAAAACUCCUUAUAAUCUUGGACGAUGUAUGGGAUAUAAUAGAGUUGUCCAAGAUAGGGAUCCCCAACUAUAAAGAGCUUCAAACUGUCAAUUCCAAAGUCCUACUAACAACAAGGAGAAGGAAUGUCUGUCAUGUUAUGGAUUGCGAAAAAAAGAUCACCCUCAACAUUCUAUCAAAAGAAGAUUCUUGGGCGUUGUUUGUGAGAAAAGCAAGAAAGUCUUUUGAACAACGAAAGUUCGUGGAUGUGGCAAAGAAGGUAGCUGGAGAAUGUGGGGGUCUACCGAUUGCAUUGAUAACAGUUGCAAGGGCACUCGGAGAUAAAGAGUUGGUGGAAUGGGAGAGAGCAGCUAAACGACUAGAGAAGUCACAAACUGCUAAUCCUGACGAUAACCGAGAAGCAUCCCAAUGUAUAAAAUUAAGCUAUGAUUACUUGAAAGAUAAGGAAAAGUCAUACUUCUUGCUCUGUUGCUUAUUCCCAGAAGACUCUUUUAUCCCAACAGAAAAACUGUUCAUGUAUGCGAUUGGGAAAGGAUUGUUUAGAGAUGCUGAGACACUCGAAGAAGCCAGAGAAAACGCUAGUUCAGUGGCCAACCACCUUAUACAUUCUUGCUUGCUGUUGGAGAGUAGUGAUGAUACAUUUGUAAGGAUUCAUGAUGUCGUCCGGGAUACUGCCCUUCAAAUUGCGGAAUCUGAAGAUGGGCAUGGGUUUUUGGUGAAAGCUGGCUCUCGUUUAAAGGAUUGGCCACGUCAAGUACAUGAAGGCUACACUGCAAUCUCACUAAUGAGGAGUCCUAUGAGCAAGCUACCCGAGAAUCUGCCUAGGAAACCUUGA